This is a messenger RNA of Parnassius apollo (apollo), 999 nucleotides long. The record is from the annotation of a GenBank genome assembly. NCBI's taxonomy places the organism in Eukaryota, Metazoa, Arthropoda, Insecta, Lepidoptera, Papilionidae.
UUGUGCGGCGAGCUGCAGGGGCCGGGCGGCUCGCUGCCCGACCUCACGUCCGUGCACUACCCGCCGCACGCGCCGCACUACGUGCACCGAACCUCGCCCGACUGUCACCAACCCAGAUAUAGCCCGACGUCGCCGGGCGUGGUGUCCCCGGGCGGCGGUAGCGUGUCCCCGGCGACGGGCGGGCUGUCGCCGGCGUCCGGCUCGCCGGUGGGCGCCACGGUGCCGCUCGCGCUGCACCCGCAGCACGCGCCGCAUCCGCUGCACCCGCACGACGCGCCGCUCUACGACGCGCAGGUCAGUGCCGCCCUCGCACACGCACACCGCCAGUACCGCGACCACAGCCAAUCGAAUCACUUAUCUGUACCAAACACAAAUAAUUACCUACAUCAUAAUAAGAACAUGUCGCCGUUAGAUCACAAUUGGAUAACGUCAAGUUAUCAGUCACACUGUAGUCCGCCCUCGCAAUAUUCCUCCACGUCAAACAUAAAUAUACCUUCACCCACAAUGGUGCAUAGUCCAGGCAGUCCUGUAGAGUCGCCGCAGACCGACUACAACAAUCUGCAUCAAGCACUCCUACAGCCCUUUGAGCAAAUUACAAUGUUGGACCCUCCCACGUCGAGUUACAACACGAACUAUAUAAACCAUAGUUCACCCCAUUCGCCUCAGACAACAAACACGCAGCACACAUAUUCUCAGGCGCACGUGUCGCACGCGACGGGCGAGGCGCGGCGCGCGCGCGACCCGGUGGCGGGCGGUGGGUACCCCGCGCUGCAGCCGCUCGCUUCGCCCUCCGCGCCCGCCACGCCUGCCACGCCCGCCAGCAUACCCGACAUCAUACUCACAGAUUACUCGGGUGAGCUAGACGCGGGCAUUUUCGGCGGGGAGGAAGCGCAGCUUCGAGCUGGUCUGGAUUUGGACGACCUCACCUUAUUAGAAGAGCCCAGUGCACUUCUGCCCGAUUCGGCGGUCGAGCACGAGUUUCGACUGGACCGCUUGUAG